CCCUUUUUUAUUUGCCUCAGUAGAUCGGGUUUGCUACUAUUUCUUUCUCCAACAAUCUUCUCUUCUCUCAAUUGGAUUUCCUUCUUUGAUUUAGUUUUUGCCAUGGCUCCAAAUGAUCCUAAGCAAGCUGCUGCUUCUGGUGGUGGGGGCUUUUUUGCUUCUAUUGCUUCCAGUUUGUCCAAUUUUGGUAGUGCUAUGUCCAAAUCCGUUAAUGGUAUGAUGGCCUAUGAGGGACUGGAGGUUAUUAAUCCAGAAGGCGGAACUGAAGAUGUUGAAGAAGAAGCAAAAAAGGGACGUUGGAAACAAGAGGAUCGAGAUAGUUACUGGAAAAUGAUGCAAAAGUAUGUUGGCUCCGAUAUCACAUCAAUGGUGACACUUCCAGUUAUAAUUUUUGAGCCAAUGACAAUGCUGCAGCGAAUGGCUGAGCUUAUGGAGUAUUCUUACCUGUUGGAUAUGGCGGACAAGACCGAGGAUCCAUACAUGAGACUAGUAUAUGCUUCAUCAUUCUUCAUAUCUGUCUACUAUGCAUAUCAGCGAACAUGGAAGCCAUUCAAUCCAAUUCUUGGUGAGACUUACGAAAUGGUUAACCAUGGUGACAUGACAUUUAUAGCAGAGCAGGUCAGCCACCACCCCCCAAUGAGUGCUGGGCAUGCUGAAAACGAACAUUUCACUUAUGAUGUGACAUCAAAAUUGAAAACCAAAUUUCUCGGCAACUCAGUCGAUGUAUAUCCUGUUGGAAGAACACGUGUUACCCUAAAAAAAGAUGGCGUAGUCCUUGAUUUGGUGCCUCCUCCUACAAAAGUUAGCAACUUGAUUUUCGGACGAACGUGGAUUGAUUCACCUGGAGAGAUGAUCUUGACAAAUCUGACCACAGGGGACAAAGUGGUGCUGUAUUUUCAACCAUGUGGCUGGUUUGGUGCGGGUAGAUAUGAAGUGGACGGAUACGUGUAUAAUUCUGCUGACGAGCCCAAGAUACUGAUGACUGGAAAAUGGAACGAGUUUAUGAGUUACCAAGUUUGUGACUCAGAAGGAGAACCACUUCCAGGCACUGAACUGAAAGAGGUUUGGAGAGUUGCAGAUGUCCCUAAGAAGGACAAGUUUCAAUACACACAUUUUGCACAUAAGAUUAAUAGCUUUGACACUGCUCCCAAGAAGUUGUUGGCAUCUGAUUCUCGUCUGCGUCCUGAUAGAAUGGCCCUUGAGAAGGGUGAUCUAUCCACAUCUGGUUAUGAGAAGAGCAGUUUGGAGGAGAGGCAAAGAUCUGAGAAGAGAAACCGAGAGGCCAAGAACCAUAAAUUCACACCAAGAUGGUUUGAUUUAACAGAUGAAGUAACUACGACCCCUUGGGGUGAGUUGGAAGUGUACCAAUACAAUGGUAAAUAUACUGAACAUCGUGCUGCUAUAGAUACUUCAGAGGGCAUUCAUGAAUCUGACAACAGACCAGACUUCAACCCUUGGCAAUAUGAUAAUUUGGAAGCUGAAUAAUAAGCAUCCUUGUGGAAUUCUUUCUAUUUUUUUUAAGCGCCAUAUUGUUUUUGACUUUGUAAUGUAUCAUGAUUUGAAUGCUUGAAAUUUUCUUUUGCUUUUGGAGUUGUUUUGUUAUACUAGAUGUUGUAGUGUUUGAUUAAUGAAUAGGAGCUUUGUAAUCAUCAGUCCACUUUGCAUCGAUAGAUUUUAGUAGAUAAAUUAGACAUGCAUCCUUAAUUUUUC
Vigna umbellata (rice bean) is the source of this 1710-nucleotide messenger RNA. RefSeq names its product oxysterol-binding protein-related protein 3B-like. Gene Ontology annotation, cellular component: membrane; cytosol. The record is from RefSeq and is a predicted model, not a curated record. Lineage: Eukaryota; Viridiplantae; Streptophyta; Magnoliopsida; Fabales; Fabaceae. Gene Ontology annotation, molecular function: sterol binding.